AUGACCCAUUCACUGGAUGAUGCGGUGGAAGGUCUUCAUGGGACUUUGAGUGCGGAUGAUGCGGUAGAAGUUCCUCGUUCGUCGCCAAGUGCUCUCUCAUUCAAGUGCGAGGAGGAUGCUUGGCCCGAAGCGCUGCAUUCUUCUUCUUCAUCUCAUCCUGGAGCGGCUUUUUCGGGAUCUGGUACCGCAGCCAUCAUGUCCACACCUCCAUGGCAGACAUUGAUGACGGCACAGCAUGACGAAGUCAUGAAAGUGCUGCUGCGGCAAGAGGUUUUGCUUCAAGUCGUCGCUUCGAAAUCCUCCAAGCCUGGCUUCCCUCUGGGAGGUGCUGACUGGGUCGGACGGGUGAUGUCCAACGAGACCCGGAAAGCACCUCCUUCGGCGAGGACCUCUUCCUCAAAAGAGGCUGGCUCGGAUGGCGAGGAUGCAUCGAGCAUGCCCAGCACCAGCAGCUUAUACCCCCACAAGAGUAGCUCCCCGUCGCCCUACGUGGAUAUCGAGGAACUGCCCAAGAGAAAGAAACCCAAAUUCUUUCAGAGCUUCUCGCUCUUUGACAUGGGACUGCGCCAAGCAGCCGCCCAGGCGGACAGCACGCGACACCGCAGGAAAUUUGCAUCCAUCAAGCUUGCAGGCAAAGAGAGCGAAUCCAGUAACACCAGUGUUCACCGAUAUCGCAGACGGCUGGCUGAACUUGUUUCCAGCAAUGUCUUCGACAUAUUCUUUGGGAUCGUUGUACUAGUCAAUGCCGUCUUUAUUGGUUUCGAGACGAGGGAAGCCAUCGCAGAUCCAAAUAACCCAUCUACCGUGGUUCUCGUCUCACACUUUGUGUUUCUGGUACUCUUCACUGCAGAGCUCCUCAUGCGUCUCUGUGCUUUUGGCCUUUCAAUCUAUUGCGACGGCGAUGCAUGUUGGUGUAUCUUGGACACCUUCAUCGUCAUCACCUCACUUUUCCAGCUAGUCGACAACGUGAUAUUUCUCGCAGGCGCAGAGCCGGAGGACAACGGAGCGGGUCCUGUGCAGAUCAUCAAAGCUUUCAGACUACUUCGAGUGGCCCGGAUUGCGAAGGCUGUGCGUUUGAUGAAGAUCUUUCGCUUCGUGACAGCGCUCAGAACUCUUGUGACGUCAAUCUUUCACACGUUGAAAUCCCUCUUUUGGGCCCUCAUGCUUCUCUUUCUCAUCGUGUACGUAUUCGGCAUUCUUUUCUCCCUGGCCGUCAAUGAUCACGUCAAUGCUGGGGGCGAUCUGGUGUUGAACGGUGAAGACCUGGAGGCAAAUCGGAAGUACUUCCUCACACUGGAGGAUACUAUGCUAAGCCUCUUCAUGAGCAUUUCUGGCGGAGUGAGCUGGGAAGACGUUCUGGCACCACUCAAGGCGAUCUCGAUUUGGUGGGUGAUCUGCUACGUAUUAUUUAUCUCGUUCACGUACUUCGCAGUGUUGAAUGUGGUGACGGGCGUGUUCUGCCAGUCUGCAAUCGACAGCGCGCAACAAGAUCAUGCUUCAGUGGUGCAAGCAAUUUUGGAGGACAAGGAAGCACACGUCACCAAAAUCCGCAGUUUGUUCAACCAGUUCAACGGUGAUGGUGACAGCUCAGUGGUUACUUAUGCAAUGUUCGAAGAGAAGAUCAAUUGCCCAGAAGUCCGCGAAUACUUCGAAAGUUUGGGACUUGACAUCUGGGAUGCAUGGUCCUUCUUCAAGCUAUUGGAUUUGGAUGCUGGUGGGGAAGUCGAGAUAGACGAGUUCCUGAUGGGGUGCCUGCGUUUGCGUGGGGCAGCCAGAGCCAUUGAUGUGGGCAAAAUCAUACAUGACCAGACAUGGCUCAUCCGGAGCCAAAGCCGGUUCCAAUCCCAUGUCGAGUCACAGCUUGCCCGUUUGAGCUUUGAAAGCAUUACAGUUUAA
Symbiodinium sp. CCMP2592 is the source of this 1896-nucleotide messenger RNA. NCBI's taxonomy places the organism in Eukaryota, Dinophyceae, Suessiales, Symbiodiniaceae. The record is from the annotation of a GenBank genome assembly.